AUGAAGCUGUUGAUGAGGCAGCCGUACCAGGCAGAGGACCGAAGAACCAGCAGGAAAGUUCACACAAAAAACACUCACGAUGGUCGAAAUGAUGACACUGUCCCAGCGAUGAUCAAUGGGGGAACGAGGAGAAAUCACACGCUGCAGCAGUGGGGGCGGAGGACUCAGAGCAGCCCCGAGAACAGGCAGACGAAGACCAGGAAGGGGCAAGGGACGGCAGAAUCCACCUCGGAUCAGAACUACACCAUCCGAAAACCAGCAAGAAACGGUGGGGGCUCUGCCAUGGAUCAGUGUGAGGACAGAGAGGAGGGAGCCCCUCCCUCUAAAACCUCUCUGUGUGGGGAACGUGAGAAAAAGACCAGAGCUCAGAGGAGGAGCCAUCAACACAAACCAGGUUCUCCUGUAUCCAGCUGUGUGUCCCUGCAGAGUGACCGGUCCAAGGGUCGACCUGUUGACUUCAAACAUGGACAGAAGUCUGAUCAGAGGGUUCAGCAGCAGAGCUCAGACGCUCUCAAUGGUCAAUCUGCCCAACCGCAUCAAAGAGAUCUGGACUCCAUAUUUAUGCUGCUGGAGGAGAACAUUGUAAGUUUCGUAAAGAAAGAGUUGAAGAAGUUCAAGACAGUUCUCAGUCCAGAUUACCCAGACUCCUCCAAGAUUCAGAGCGAAGAUAAGGACUUAAUAGAUGGUGAUGAUGAAGAGCAGAGGAGGAGCAGCAGAGAGGCAUUUCUGAAGGUCACGGUGAACUUCUUGAGGAGAAUGAAGCAGGAGGAGCUGGCUGACUGUCUGCAGAGCAGAACUGAUGCAAAAGGUCAAUCUUGCCAACAUAAACUGAAGUCUAACCUGAAGAAGAAGUUCCAGUGUGUGUUUGAGGGGAUCGCUAAAGCAGGAAACUCAACCCUUCUGAACCAGAUCUACACAGAGCUCUACAUCACAGAGGGAGGGACUGGAGAGGUCAAUGAUCAACAUGAGGUCAGACAGAUUGAAACAGCAUCCAGGAAACCAGUCAGACCAGAAACAACCAUCAGACAAGAAGACAUCUUUAAAGCCUCACCUGGAAGAGACGGACCAAUCAGAAGAGUGAUGACAAAGGGAGUGGCUGGCAUUGGGAAAACAGUCUUAACACAGAAGUUCACUCUGGACUGGGCUGAAGACAAAGACAACCAGGACAUACAGUUCACAUUUCCAUUCACCUUCAGAGAGCUGAAUGUGCUGAAAGAGAGAAAGUUCAGCUUGGUGGAACUUGUUCAUCACUUCUUUACUGAAACCAAAGAAGCAGGAAUCUGCAGGUUUGAUCAGUUCCAGGUCGUGUUCAUCUUUGACGGUCUGGAUGAGUGUCGACUUCCUCUGGACUUCCACAACACUGAGAUCCUGACUGAUGUUACAGAGUCCACCUCAGUGGACGUGCUGCUGACAAACCUCAUCAGGGGGAAACUGCUUCCCUCUGCUCGCCUCUGGAUAACCACACGACCUGCAGCAGCCAAUCAGAUCCCUCCUCAGUGUGUUGACGUGGUGACAGAGGUCAGAGGGUUCACUGACCCACAGAAGGAGGAGUACUUCAGGAAGAGGUUCAGAGAUGAGGAGCAGGCCAGCAGGAUCAUCUCCCACAUCAAGACAUCACGAAGCCUCCACAUCAUGUGCCACAUCCCAGUCUUCUGCUGGAUCACUGCUACAGUUCUGGAGGAGGUGUUGAAAACCAGAGAGGGAGGAGAGCUGCCCAAGACCCUGACUCAGAUGUACAUCCACUUCCUGGUGGUUCAGUCCAAACUGAAGAAGGUCAAGUAUGAUGGAGGAUCUGAGACAGAUCCACACUGGAGUCCAGAGAGCAGGAAGAUGAUUGAGUCUCUGGGAAAACUGGCUUUUGAGCAGCUGCAGAAAGGAAACCUGAUCUUCUAUGAAUCAGACCUGAAAAAGUGUGGCAUUGAUAUCAGAGCAGCCUCAGUGUACUCAGGAGUGUUCACACAGAUCUUUAAAGAGGAGAGCGGCCUGUACCAGGACAAGGUGUUCUGCUUCAUCCAUCUGAGUGUUCAGGAGUUUCUGGCUGCUCUUCAUGUCCAUCUGACCUUCAUCAACUCUGGAGUCAAUCUGAUGUCAGAAGAACAAACAACCUCCCGGUUAUCUAAAGUCUUCAGGGACAAAUCUAAACCCAAACAUUUCUACCAGAGCGCUGUGGACGAGGCCUUACAGAGUCCAAAUGGACACCUGGACUUGUUCCUCCGCUUCCUCCUGGGUCUUUCACUGGAGAACAAUGAGAAACAGUUACGAGGCCUGAUGACACAGACAGGAAGUGGCUCAAAGACCAAUCAGAAAACAGUCCAGUACAUCAAGAAGAAGCUAGAUAAGAAUCUAUCUCCAGAGAAAAGCAUCAACCUGUUCCACUGUCUGAAUGAACUGAAUGAUCGUUCUCUAGUGGAGCAGAUCCAACAGUCCCUGAGAUCAGGAAGUCUCUCCACAGAUAAACUGUCUCCUGCUCAAUGGUCAGCUCUGGUCUUCAUCUUACUGUCCUCAGAAGAAGAUCUGGAUGUGUUUGACCUGAAGAAAUACUCUGCUUCAGAGGAGGCUCUUCUGAAGCUGCUGCCAGUGGUCAAAGUUUCAAAUAAAGCUCUGCUGGGUGGUUGUAAUCUUUCAUCGCGGAUCUGUGAAGCUCUGUCCUCAGUUUUCAGCUCCCAGUCCUCUAGUCUGAGAGACCUGGACCUGAGUAACAACAACCUGCAGGAUUCAGGAGUGAAGCUGCUGUCUGCUGGACUGGAGAAUCCACACUGUACACUUGAAACUCUCAGGCUGGAUAUGUGCUACCUGUCACUGCGAAGCUGUGAAGCUCUGUCCAGGGUUCUCAGCUCCCAGUCCUCUAGUCUAAGAAAGCUGGACCUGAGUAACAACGAUCUGCGGGAUGCAGGAGUGAAAGGGCUGUCUGAUGUACUGAAGAGUCCAUGCUAUAGGCUGCAAACUCUCAGUCUGUCAGGAUGUCUAGUCACAGAGGAAGGCUGUGCUUCUCUGGCUUCAGCUCUGAGCUCCAACCCCUCCCAUCUGAGAGAGCUGGACCUGAGUUACAAUCAUCCAGGAGACUCAGGAGUGAAGCUGCUGUCUGCUGGACUGGAGACUCUCAGAGUGGACCAUGGUGGACAACAGUGGUUAAAACCUGGCCUGAGGAAGUAUUCCUGUGAACUGGAACUGGACACAAACACAGUGAACAGAAAGCUCAAACUGUCUGACAACAACAGGACAGUGACACUGUUGACAGAGAAAGACCAGCCUUAUCCUGAUCAUCCAGACAGAUUUGACCGCUGCUGGCAGCUGCUGUGUAGAACUGGUCUGACUGGUCGCUGUUACUGGGAGGUCGAGUGGAGAGGAACGGUUGAUACGGCAGUGACAUACAGAGGAAUAAGAAGGAGUGGAGAAAGUGCUGCCUGCAGGUUUGGUGGGAAUGAUCAGUCCUGGAGUCUGAGCUGCUCUGCCAGUGGUUACUCUGUCAGGCACAAUAACAAGGAAACAUCAGUCCAUCUCUCCUCCUCUUCCUCCUCCUCUUCCUCCUCCUCCUCCCACAGAGUAGCAGUGUAUGUGGACUGUCCUGCUGGCUCUCUGUCCUUCUACAGAGUCUCCUCUGACUCACUGAUCCACCUCCACACCUUCAACACCACCUUCACCCACCUCCACACCUUCAACACCACCUUCACUGAACCUCUGUAUCCUGGGUUUGGUUUGGGGUUUGGUUUGGGGGUGGAGUCUUUGAUGUUGUCACUAGAGUCCUCAGUGUCUCUGUGUUCACUGUAG
Messenger RNA from Seriola aureovittata, 3768 nucleotides. RefSeq names its product NLR family CARD domain-containing protein 3-like. The transcript has 13 exons. The coding region runs from base 1 to 3768 and encodes 1255 amino acids. NCBI's taxonomy places the organism in Eukaryota, Metazoa, Chordata, Actinopteri, Carangiformes, Carangidae. Gene Ontology annotation, molecular function: protein binding. The record is from RefSeq and is a predicted model, not a curated record.